Solanum tuberosum (potato) is the source of this 1169-nucleotide messenger RNA. RefSeq lists its product as uncharacterized. The transcript has 2 exons. The record is from RefSeq and is a predicted model, not a curated record. The coding region runs from base 35 to 1099 and encodes 354 amino acids. Gene Ontology annotation, molecular function: protein dimerization activity. NCBI's taxonomy places the organism in Eukaryota, Viridiplantae, Streptophyta, Magnoliopsida, Solanales, Solanaceae.
GACAGUGUUUUGGAGCAUAGAUGCUUCGUAUUGUAUGGAACUGAUGUUACAGGAAGUAACAAAGAUAGGCUGGAUAGAAGAAGCGUUGAAGAAGACAAAAAUGUUGGUCCAAUUUAUCUACAGCCAUGCUACGGUCCUGAAGCUUCUAAGAGAUGCUUUCCCUGAGGUCGAGCUUGUAAAGUCUUCCAAAAUAAAGGCAAUUGUGCCUUUUUUGACUCUGGGAAACAUCAUCUCACAGAAAAACGGGUUAAUUAGGAUGUUUCAGUCGUCUACUUGGCAAACCUCACUCUUGGCUUCUACGAGUGAGGGGAAAGGAAUGUCCGAAAUGAUUAAAGAUGAAUCAUUUUGGACUGAGGCUUUGAUGGCUGUAAAAGCAACCAUUCCGCUUGUGGAAGUUAUAAAGUUUCUGAAUGGUACUAAUAAGGCACAAGUUGGUUUUAUACAUGAUACACUUGAUCAAGCUAAAGAAACCGUCAGAAAGGAGUUCGAACGCACGAGAUUCUGUCAUGCAAAAAUCUGGAAUGCGAUAGAUGACACAUGGAACAAAUAUCUGCACAGUCCUCUCCAUGACGCGGGUUACUAUUUGAACCCAACCUUUUUUCAUUCAAGUAAUUGGUGCCUUAAUGUGAAGAUUUCCGAUGGUCUUUGCUCUUGUAUUACUGGCAUGGCAGAAGAUCGUCGUAUAAAGGAUUUGAUCACACAGCAAAUUGGCACAUUUGAUUUUUUAAGUUCCAAAGAGAUUCUAUCAGAUAUUUCCCCAGGACAUUGGUGGUCAAAAUAUGAAGUUGAGUUUCCCGAACUUGAAAGGCUUGCUGUUCGGAUCCUUAGUCAGACGUGCAAUGGUGCUUCACAUUAUAGGCUGAAAAGGAGCUUGGUUGAGACAUUGCAUAGAAAAGGGAGGAAUCAGAUAGAGCAGCAGAGGCUGAGUGACUUGGUAUUUGUCCAUUGUAAUUUGCAAUUGCAGGCAUUUGAUCCCGAAGGAGAAAAUGAUAUUGCAGAGGAUGUUGUUGACUCCAUGGAUGAGUGGAUAGUCGGAAAAGGGGAAAAUUUGGUGUCUGAAAACACUCAACUUACAUGGAUGGACUUGGACUUGGAAUAGGCAAGCACAAAAGGAAAGGAAAAAGUUAAUUACAUAAAGGAGGAAGCGGAAGAGUAGACAAUUUUAUUUA